Candida albicans SC5314 is the source of this 633-nucleotide messenger RNA. It is a transcript of the gene RCN1, whose product is annotated as Rcn1p. The transcript has a single exon. NCBI's taxonomy places the organism in Eukaryota, Fungi, Ascomycota, Pichiomycetes, Serinales, Debaryomycetaceae. The record is from RefSeq and is a predicted model, not a curated record. Bases 1 to 633 code for a protein of 210 amino acids. Gene Ontology annotation, biological process: calcium-mediated signaling. Gene Ontology annotation, cellular component: cytoplasm; nucleus. Gene Ontology annotation, molecular function: calcium-dependent protein serine/threonine phosphatase regulator activity.
AUGCCAAGGAAACCAACAAACACAUUAAUCAUUACCAAUAUUGAUGAUUCAUUAUUAUCUAACCCUGAACCAAUAAUUUCAUUAUUAGGUGAUCAACCAUAUAUGAUUGAAUUAAUUGUUUUAAUGAAAUUUAAACGAAUUUUAUUAUAUUGUCAAACCUCGAAAAUCGCCACGAAAACAAAAACAUUUUUAUUGAAUCAAUGGGAAACAACAACUAUAGGAGGUGGCGGCGGUGGUGGUGGUGGCGGUGGAAGUGGUGGUGGCAAUUCUAUAUCAAUUAGUUAUAGUCUAAAAGAUAAUAGCAGAAUAUUAGACCCCGAAGAGGAGGAUGAGGAGGAUGGAAAAGAUGGAGGUGGAAAAGGUGGGAGAUUUCUUGAUAUACCGAAAGAUCUUGAAAUUAAACGAUUUUUAAUAUCACCACCAGCAUCACCACAUAGUGAAUGGGAUGAUUGGGAUAAAGUUGAAGAAGGACCAAAUGAAACAAAUAUUCAUGAUUAUUUAUGGGAAAAAUUGAAAACUCAUGAAAAUGAGGAAAAAGAGAAGGAUAGUGGUAUUAGUGAAGAUGAUGAUGGAUGUGAAAGUAUUAAAAAGGUGGAACUUCCGAAAAUUGUUCUUAAUGCAACUGAUAAUUAA